Molecule: messenger RNA, 576 nt
Organism: Zalophus californianus (California sea lion)
Lineage: Eukaryota; Metazoa; Chordata; Mammalia; Carnivora; Otariidae
Product: 39S ribosomal protein L11, mitochondrial-like
Exons: 2
Coding region: 1-576 (191 amino acids)
Biological process (GO): translation
Cellular component (GO): mitochondrial large ribosomal subunit; ribosome
Molecular function (GO): large ribosomal subunit rRNA binding; structural constituent of ribosome
Source: RefSeq, a predicted model, not a curated record
AUGUCCAGUUCUCAUCUCACAUGGAAAAAGGAACCCCGCGUCACGUCGAAGCUGAAUCGGGCCACUCGGGCCCUCAGGAAGCCUGAGGCCGGCGGCAUAAUCCGGACCAUCGUGCGGGCAGGCCAGGCCUGGGCUGGGUCCGGGCCCCCACUAGGUCCCAUCCUGGGUCAGAGAGGUGUUUCCAUCAACCAGUUCUGCAAGGAGUUCAACGAGAAGACAAAGGACAUCAAAGAAGGCAUUCCUUUGCCCACCAAGAUUUUUGUGAAGCCUGACAGGACAUUUGAAAUCAAAAUUGGACAACCUACUGUUUCCUACUUUCUGAAAGCAGCUGCUGGGAUUGAGAAGGGGGCCCGGCAGACAGGGAAGGAAGUGGCAGGUCUGGUGACCUUGAAGCAUGUGUACGAGAUCGCCCGAGUUAAAGCCCAGGACGAGGCCUUCGCCCUGCAGGAUGCGCCCCUGUCCUCUGUGGUUCGAUCCAUCAUUGGCUCUGCCCGUUCCCUGGGCAUUCGUGUGGUGAAGGACCUCAGUUCAGAAAAGCUGUACCAAAGGGGCAGAAGGGAGGCGACACCAAGCUGA